Messenger RNA from Vigna unguiculata (cowpea), 1421 nucleotides. RefSeq names its product F-box/FBD/LRR-repeat protein At3g14710-like. Lineage: Eukaryota; Viridiplantae; Streptophyta; Magnoliopsida; Fabales; Fabaceae. The record is from RefSeq and is a predicted model, not a curated record. Gene Ontology annotation, molecular function: protein binding.
UGGAGGGUUCAUCACUUCUCACAGGAAAGCAAAAGCUUUCAUCAUCUCUCACAGGAAAGCAAAAGCUUCUGAAGAGACAGAAGAUGGUAAAUGAUGAAGGCACAAUGAGCAAGCUUCCUGAAGCACUCAUAAGUCGCAUACUUUCAUUCCUUCCAACUAAAGAUGCAGUUCGUACAAGUGUGUUAUCCAAGAAAUGGCUAUUUCGCUGGACAUUCAUCACCAGGUUGGACUUAGACGACACUGUGUUCUACUCUCCCAAGAAGAAAACCGGUGGAAAAAUGUCCUUUCUCAACUUUGUAUAUAGGGCACUUCUUCUUACCCAAACUUCAACUUUCCAAAGUUUCUCACUCCUUCUUGCCAACAAGUAUGACAUGUCUCUUCUCAACACUUGGAUCUCCAACAUCUUGAUCAGGAGUGUAAGAAAUCUUCGUGUUGAAACACAUUCUACCAUGUCCUUUUCGGCUCUUGCAUCUCAUUCCCUUUUCGACUCCAACAUACUGGAAGAAGUGGUGCUUAAGAUGGAUUCUUGUGCCAUCAGAGUUCCUAAAACGCAUGCUGAAUUUGAAAACCUAAAACUACUGAAGUUGUCUGGAAUCUCGUUCACUCUUCACUCUAGUUCAAAAGUCCUUACUCUUAGUUUCCCACUUCUCAAAGUGUUUGAAACCGUGAAUUGCAGUUGGUUAAAUGCAAAUCGUCUACAUCUAAUAGUGCCUCUACUUGAAAGGGUUAUCAUAGCGCAAGACGCUGUGUCCAUGUCCAAUGAGACGUCUCGGUGUGCAAUUUAUUUUUCUGGUUUCUGUCCGAAACAGUUCAGUUAUUGUGGAUUUGCUAAUAUAUCAUAUUACUUUAAGCUCUUCGAGUCAUCUUCGGCACACAAUGCUUCUGUUAAUGUAGUUGUGAACCAGUGUUCGACAAACAGAGAUCCCGAAAUAGAGAAUCGCGCAUUUUUGCUUCUCAACGAAUUCAGACAAAUGAAAUGUCUCAAAUUUGAGGGUUGUGAGGUACUUGCGCAAUCAAAAUUGGCUAAGCUACAAUCAUUUGAAAUGUUGAGCCAUUUGGAGCUUGGCGUGGUUAGUGGUGAGGUUUUGUUGGGCUUACUCCUUAAGUCGCCGAUUCUCAAGACUCUACUUUUCAAGGGAGUAUCUAUAUUCGACACAGAAGUUCUGAACUCUGUUGCUGUGCCCGAUUGUCUGACAUCUACACUUCAGGUUGUGAAAUUUCAUAAACUGCAUGGAUGCGAACAUGAGCUAUGUUUAGCUAAAUUUUUUAUGGAAAAUGGUUUGGCGCUGGAAAGGAUUAGUUUUUACCUCGUUAGCCAUAGGUUGGGAAAAUCGAAGAUUAUGGAGGAAUUUAAAGAGAAACUGUUCUCAUUUAAGAAAGGUUUCUCUUUUGCUAUCAUCGAAUUUUCAUAUGAUGAUUAA